AUGGAGGAGGAGUCGAUGUCAGGACACAGCUGUUCCGAAGACGAUAUUAGUGUAGGGCGUCCGUCGCCGGCUCCUUCACGGUCGCCAUCACCUCACGACUACUUCAGACCGCUGAAGCGCUUGAAGAUGGCAUCGGAACCGGCAGAGGAGCGACGGGGAGACGGUGUGAAAAGUUUUUCAAUUUUGGACAUUUUAUCGCACAGUCCGCGAACUCCUCCGCGUAUAGUUAGGCCGUGGGAUGCGUCGGGUUUUGAGAGGUUACAGCGGCUGCAGCGUCUAGCUGGAGCGGCGUUAUUAGAUGGAGAAAGAUGGAGACUAGCAGCGUUAGGACUUUUAAGGCCGAGAGAUAUGGCUCCUGCGGAAUGCUGUGACUCGGCGUCGGAGAGAUCUUCGUCAGCGUCAGACUGCUGUUCAGAGCCUCGAAGAGCGCCACAGCAAGGCUCAACAGCACCACACACGCCCCUCGAUGCACUGUUCCACAUGACCAGCAAGACCUUCGAAGCAAACAAUGCUGAUAAUGCAGACGGCCAGUCGAAUCACCUGAACCUCUUCAACAACAGGCCACAGCCGAAGAAGAAGCGAAAAUCCAGAACAGCAUUUACGAACCACCAAAUCUUUGAACUAGAGAAACGGUUUCUUUACCAAAAAUAUCUCUCUCCAGCCGACAGAGACGAAAUCGCAAGCUCAUUAGGGCUCUCGAACGCCCAAGUCAUAACGUGGUUCCAAAACAGACGAGCAAAACUGAAGCGGGAUAUGGAGGAGUUGAAGAAAGACGUUGAAAGUGCAAAGGUACUUUCUGCGCACAAGAGUUUUCUAGAAAACGUGACUGAUUUGGGUAUAUUGAAGAAGAAAGCUAUGAGCAUAGGCGCGAGCGAGGAGGCUGCUACAAAUCUUGUCGUGAAUGCGUCCAAAUGA
This is a messenger RNA of Amyelois transitella, 915 nucleotides long. Its product is annotated as homeobox protein Nkx-3.1-like. Bases 1 to 915 code for a protein of 304 amino acids. Lineage: Eukaryota; Metazoa; Arthropoda; Insecta; Lepidoptera; Pyralidae. The record is from RefSeq and is a predicted model, not a curated record. Gene Ontology annotation, molecular function: DNA binding; DNA-binding transcription factor activity, RNA polymerase II-specific. The transcript is spliced from 2 exons. Gene Ontology annotation, biological process: regulation of DNA-templated transcription.